Durio zibethinus is the source of this 7822-nucleotide messenger RNA. RefSeq lists its product as uncharacterized. The record is from RefSeq and is a predicted model, not a curated record. Lineage: Eukaryota; Viridiplantae; Streptophyta; Magnoliopsida; Malvales; Malvaceae. Gene Ontology annotation, biological process: protein phosphorylation. Gene Ontology annotation, molecular function: receptor serine/threonine kinase binding; protein kinase activity; ATP binding.
UCAAUUUUUAUGUUGUUUGCAGUCAACUCCGCUCCCAACACGCCUAACGUGUUUCUUCCUUCUCCACUUUCCCAUGAAUUUCCACGUAGAAAAUCGCAAAUCCCCCCGUCCCUCCCCCAACAUCUCUCCCUCUCUUGUGUUACUCGAAUUCCGUUCUCAUUUUAUUCUCUGCUCUGUUCUUUUCCCUUCGCUUCUGUCCCCUCUCCUCCCAACUUCCCAACUUAACUCAAAGCAAAACAGAGCCUGCUUGGAAUAUGGUCUUCCAUACAGCUAACAUGAGGAGUUGCAUUCACAGCAUAUAUUUGCUGGUAUAUAUCUUCUUCUGUAUAUUUCCUUUGGUCUUCUGUAAACUAACUUCAAACCAGACGGACGUAAUGAUCAAUGUUUCUCGGCAGCUUAACAUCUCAAAUUCGCCCUGGAAUGCUGCAAAAGAACCAAACGUAUGCCAAUGGAAAGGAGUUACAUGCAACAGCACCCUCAACAACUCCGUAGUCUCCCUUUCUUUAUCCGGGUUUGGUCUCUCUAAUUCUAGCUUUCUACCCAUGCUUUGCCAUAUUGAUUCUUUGCAGUCUCUUGAUUUUUCCAACAACUCUUUGACGUCAAUCCCAAUUGAAUUUUUCAAUAGUUGUGGAGGGAUUGAUGAGUUAAAGAGCUUGAACUUUAGCAAUAACAUGUUGGUUGGUUCUUUGCCUACUUUUCAAAAGUUUCCUGGGCUGGAAUCCCUUGAUUUAUCUUUCAAUCAUUUGAGUGGAAAUAUUGAUUCGCAGUUGAAUGAUUUGAGUGCACUGAAAAAUUUGAACCUUAUCUUCAAUAAUUUCAAUGGUUCUGUUCCUAGCCGCCUCGGAAAAUCCAGGGUUUUGGAACGACUUGAGCUUUCUGUUAAUAACUUCACUGGUUCUAUACCUAUGGAUAUUGGGACGUAUGGGAAUUUGAUCCUGAUUGAUCUUAGUCGCAAUAUGCUUACGGGAGUUAUUCCUGAAUCUGUUGGGAACCUUACGAGGUUGCAAAUCCUGAUUCUAUCUUCCAAUCAAUUGAAUGGGGCAAUCCCUGUCGGCCUUUCACGAAUCACAAAACUGCAGCGGUUCGCAGCCAAUCAAAACAAGUUUGUUGGUUCAAUUCCUAGUAAUAUCACAAAAUUUCUCAAAAAUUUAGAUCUUAGUUAUAAUGAAAUAACUGGGGAAAUUCCAUCGGAGUUUUUAUUGCCAUCAAAUUUGCACACUGUGGAUUUGUCUUAUAACAAGUUGCAUGGACCAAUACCUGAAAGCAUAUCUCCAAGUUUGGUCAGGUUAAGGUUGGGUAGCAAUAAUCUCAGUGGCCCAAUCUCUUCAGUAAGAUUUGCAUCGCUUCAGAAUUUGAUGUAUUUGGAGUUGGAAAACAACACCUUUACCGGAAUGAUACCAACUGAAAUUGGUUCUUGCACAAAAUUGGCAUUGUUGAACUUGGCUCAUAAUGAGCUGAAUGGAACAUUGCCAGUGGAGUUAGGUCAUCUUACAAAUCUUCAGGUUCUGAAACUUCAACUCAACAAGCUUGGUGGUGAUAUCCCGGGUCAGAUUGGAGGAUUAAAUAUCUUAUCCAUACUUAAUAUCAGCUGGAAUUCACUAAAUGGCACCAUACCUUCUUCAAUUUCAAAUUGUGGAAAGCUUCUUAGCCUGAACUUGCAAGGCAAUGAUCUCACUGGUUCUAUACCUGAUAACAUCAGUAAGUUGAAUUAUCUUUUAGAACUCCAGCUUGGAGAAAAUAAAUUGCGUGGUAGGAUCCCCUCUAUGCCACUGAAGUUGCAGAUUUCUUUGAAUCUCAGCUCCAACCUCUUCGAAGGACCUAUUCCAAGGACUCUUUCUGGACUGAAUAAUUUGGAGGUUUUGGAUCUCUCUAACAAUAACUUCUCAGGUGAAGUUCCUGAUUUCCUUGCUCAAUUGUCUUCACUGACACUGUUAAUACUUUCCAAUAAUCAGCUGUCAGGAGUUCUUCCUAUGUUCAAUCAACAUGUUUCAGUCAAUAAAAGUGGAAACCCAGAACUUCGUCCUGCAGAAAGUUCUUCUCCAGUAUCAAGUAAAAAUAGAAAAUCAGUUGCUAUGACAAUUGUCAUUACACUUGCAGCGGCUGUUCUUGCUGUAGGGGUAGUUGCAAUUAUUUUUCUAUUGAUCUCAAGACGCUUUCACAAGGUUAAUGAUAACCAAUUACAAUCAUGGGAAGUUCUUUCUCCCCCUCAGGUUAUACGAGGCAACUUAUUGACAGCAAAUGGAAUCCAUAAAUCUAAUAUUGACAUCGCCAAGGCCAUGGAAGUGAUUGCCAGUCCAGCAAACAUUGUGCUAAAAACCAGAUUUUCCACCUAUUACAAGGCUAUCAUGCCAUCAGGAGCAAGCUAUUUCGUCAAGAAGCUUAAUUGGAGUGACAAGAUAUUCCAAUUGGGCAGCCAUGACAAAUUUGUGCAAGAGCUAGAGGUAUUGGGGAACCUAAGCAAUUCAAAUGUCAUGAUUCCUUUGGCCUAUGUAUUGACAGUUGAUAGUGCAUAUCUAUUUUAUGAAUUUGCUCCAAAGGGCACCCUCCAUGAUAUUCUUCAUGGCAGCUUGAAAUAUUCUUUGGAUUGGGCAAGUCGUUACAGUAUAGCAGUUGGAGUAGCUCAAGGUCUUGCUUUUUUGCAUGGAUGCACUUCAAGUCCGAUUCUCCUCCUUGACCUUUCAAGCAGAAGCAUCGUGCUUAAGUCUUUGAAGGAGCCACAGGUUGGAGACAUUGAGCUUUUUAAAGUAAUUAAUCCUUCCAAGAGCACUGGAAGCCUCUCCACUGUUGCUGGUUCUGUAGGUUAUAUUCCUCCGGAGUAUGCAUACACAAUGAGGGUAACAAUGGCUGGGAAUAUUUAUAGCUUUGGAGUUGUACUGCUGGAAUUGCUGACAGGAAAACCAGCAGUAAGUGAGGGAACUGAGUUAGCCAAGUGGGUAUUAAGUAACUCAGUGCGGCCCGAUAAGCUAGAUCACAUCCUUGAUUUUAAUAUCAUUAGAACAUCACUAGUGGUCAGAAAUCAGAUGCUUGCUGUCUUGAAAGUUGCUAUUGCUUGUAUUAGUGUUUCACCAGAAGCAAGGCCGAAGAUGAAAAGUGUGCUGAGGAUGAUCCUCAAUGCAAGAUAAAUCAUCGGUUGCAACACAACAACACGACUGGCUUUAUAUACCUUAAUUAGCAACUCUGUUUCAUACAAAUUACAAUAGAUAGAAGAAAACCAGUACCGGCAUACAGGGCCGUGGUAGCGGUAGGCAGGCAACCUACAUGUAGAAAUGGUUAGUUUUGAAUGCAUUCUCAUAUGUAAUAUAUACCUAUCAAUUUUGGCUUCUGUAGUUUACAGUACCUUUGUAAAACUCAGUUUUAAAGAAAUCAUAGUCAAUGGCCAAUUGUCCAAUCAUAAUCAUGGAUUAUGCGAUGGAUAAGUUUGGAUGAAGCCCACUUGCACAAGUGAUGGAUUCUAAUUUAUUGUUGUGAUUAUAUAAUUGUAGAAUCUUAAUAGAUAAUGCUCCCGAAUAAUAAGGAUUUAAGCUGGCAGUCGUUAGUAGAGUGCUAAACUUUUUGUUUCUUAUUAGUGGAAUGCUAAAUUCUUUAAUUUCAGUGAUCAAAUUUAAAUUCUGACAACUUAAAUAUAAAAAAAUAUAGAGAACUUACAAAAAAGAUAGUGAUAAAUUAGAAAACAAACAGAACAACUUUAUUGAUAUAAGAGUAAUUAACAGCCAAAAUUUAAUUGAUAGCAAGAUGAUGAAGAUGGUUAAUAGCAACAGAGAAGUUAACAUAAAAAAUACGGAUGAACUAAAGAAAAUAGAACCUGAAAAAAAAAAAAAAAGUUGAUGUAACCAUUGCUCUGGGAAAUUUUGGUCUUGUUCUCUACUGAAAACUCGAACAAAUUGUGAUAGGCCCCUACAUUUUUCUAUCUCAAGUACAUUCCAAGAUCAAGUAUAAUUGAUUUCAAACACAUGAAUGUUGGGGAGCAUGCUACAAGACAAUUAUCUGAAAACGACAACGCCAUGGGACAUCCUUGCGUGAAAGGGGGUUAGACUAGAACAUAAGGUCCUUGGGAUCCUCAAUAAUCUUAGUCAGGGUUUGCAAGAAUGAAGCUUCAGCAUGACACGGUGAUCUGCUGUAACAUUUACCCGCAAAAAAUUUAGAGUUCAAAGGUGGUUUUGUUCUAAUGCAGGCUAUUUAAACAUGAUCGUCCUAUAGGACAGAACAAAGAUGUGUUUUCUUUCUCCAUUUUUAUUAGGAAUAAAUACAACAAGGCUGCUCUUCCUUAAUAAAGGAAAAAUCUUUGUUACCUGCAUCUGGUUCAUGCAUGGUGUAUGAAUUGAACACCAAAAGUGCAAUAAGGCAGCUGGGAUUAAAGGCACCAAAAAACUAAGCUGAGUUGGCAAAUUAGGAGGUCAACCAUAUAAGCCAAUAAUUUUGAGAUUAAACUUGCAAUCAUCCAAAUGAUACAAUAGUCAGUGCCAUUUAGUUGCCAUUCGAGUGAGGAUCCAAAAGCUCAUUUUUGGGAUUUCUUGGAGAUAUUGAUGCAUUUAAACAUAAUGGUGUUAUUGAGGAUGCCAUUUUUAUAAAGCCUAUGUUGUUCCCAUUUUCCUUAGAGAUAGAUCUAAAAGUUUAUUAGCCUCGAUGCCACCAAAUUCCAUCACCACUUAGAUGAUUUAAUACAGAAUUUCAUGGCUAAAUUUUUUCCCCCAGCCAAGACGGCCAAGCUUCAGAAUGAAAUUACUGCAUUUGCCUAGCACGACUCAGAGAUCUUGUAUGAGACAUGGAAGAGAUACAAAGAACUCCUGAGGCAGUGUUUACACCAUAGACUAUCAAAAUGGUUGAAGAUUCAAAUCUUUUGUAAUGGGUUAGUACCUAAUACUAGGAAACUUUUAGAUGCUACAUCAGGAGGUGCUUUAAUGAGUAAGACUUUUGACAUAGCUUAUGAUCUAAUUGAGGAUAUGGCAACUAAUACUUGUUAGUGGUCUGAUGAGAGAUAGCAUCUUCAGAAAGCUUUGAGGGUCUAUAAGCUUAGUGAGCUUACAAUGUUUAGUACUAAGGUAGAUUCCGUAGCCAAAUCUGUAGUCUUUACAUUGAAGGUUACAUCUUUAAAGCUUAGUCCUAGUCAUUCCAGGUUUACUCAUAUCCAUAAUUCUGUAAUUAUGUGCAAGACAUGUGGGGUAGGACACCUGGGUUUGAAUACCCAUUUAGAGUUAGUUUCAUUUAUAGGACAAAACCCUAGGCAGUUCAAUAAUCGUUAUUCUUCCACAUACAACCCAAGCUGGAGGAAUAAUCCUAUUUUCUCUUGGAAUUAGUAGCAAAACCACCAUCCCACAUUUUGUCAACCUAGUCAAGCACUAUUACCACUGAUACCACCACUACCACAACAUGUUCAGUUUCCUAGACUACCUUACCUACUUGACUUUCAGUCGCCACCUUUUUAGCAGCUGUCUUCAAAAUAGCACUACACACAUUCAUAUCUAUCUAUGCCAUUUUUACAUAAAAAGUCAGUCGAUGAUCUUUUAAGUUCUUUUAUUAGAACUCAGCCUUUAUUUAUGCAGACCCAAAAUACUAUGUUUUAGAACUAAUUUGCAUCCAUAAAGAACUUAAAAUCCCAAACUGGUUAACUAGCUACCCUUUUAAGUACCCAACCCCAGGGCACUUUACCUAGUAACACAGAGGUUAACCCUAAGAGAAAUAGAAGGAGCAAUGCAAAACAAUCACCCUUAGGAAUGGAAGCAUAUAGCUAAUGACCGAUCCAAAUAGGUUUUUAGGAUAAGGGAGAUAAGAGGUCUAAUAAUGAUGAGCUUGAUAGGAAUCUAAUUCAUGAUGGUGAUGAAGGCAAAAAGAAUGAUGAAAAUGUAGUCCAUGUUCAUACAUAAUUACCACAGAUAUUUUCUAGUGCAAUGCUAAGUUCAUCUAGGCCUGUUUCUCAUAGAGUUGAGCCAUUUAUGCUUUAUAUUCCUUUCCUUAACUUGUUUCAAAAGUAAAAGAAAGAGAAGCAAUUCUUUAAAUUUCUUGAGGUGUUCAAAAAGCUGCACAUUAAUAUUCCAUUUGCAAAUGCAUUUGAAUAUAUGCCAACCUAUGCAAAAUUUAUAAAAGAUAUUAUCUCUCAUAAGAAGAAGCUUGAGGACUAUGAGACAGUUGUGCUCACCAGUAAGUGUACAUCAGUGAUUCAAAGAUGACUACCUACUAAGUUUAAAGAUCCCAGUAACUUUACCAUUCUUGUGUCAUAUAUGGCAUGUCUUUUGACAAAGUUUUGUGUGACCUAAGUGCUAGUAUUAACUUGAUGUUUUGGUCUAUUUUUCAAAAAUUAAGCAUAAAAGAGGUCGAACCCACCUUAGUUAGUCUGUAAUUUGCCUAUAGGUCACUGAAAUACCCUAAAAGAAUAAUAAAAGAUGUCUUGGUUAGGGUAAAAAAAAAUUAUUUUUCCUGUUAAUUUUAUUGUGUUAGAUAUGGAGGUGAAUCGUGAAAUCUCAAUUAUUUUAGAGAGACCAUUUUUAGCCAUUGGAAAGGCAUUGAUAUAUGUGCAAAAGGGUGAAUUGACUAUGUGAGUACAAGAUCAGAAGGUCUUGUUUAAUGUUGUUAAGGCUUUGAAGUAUCUGGAUGAUUUUGAUGAAUGUUCUAAGGUAGAGGUAGUCAAUAGCUUGGUCCAUGAUGUUUUUCACCUAGAGCAUCCGAUCUUGCAAUUUAAGGAUUCUUUUUUUAUUAUGAGGUAGAGGAUACAGAUUUGAGCAAGGAUGAUGAUGAUGAUGCAAUUUUGAUGAUUUAUACUGGUCGAUAUGCACCAUCUCUUAGUGUUGAGCCUUUAGUAGACACAGAUACUCUCUCUAGAGUAAUUAAACCUUCUAUGGUGGACCAACUAGUUUUGAGCUUAAACCAUUGCUGCCGCACCUUAGGUAUGCUUACUUAGGUGAGGAUGACACUUUGCCUAUGAUCAUAUCAGCAUCUUUAAUUGAUGAUCAAGAGGCACGACUUCUUUUAGUCUUGUAUGAUCAUAAGCUAGCUAUAGAUUAGUCCAUUACCGACAUUCGAGGUAUUAGUCCUUUUUUUUUGCACACAUAAGAUUUUUAUGGAAGAUGGAUUUAGGUCGACCAUAGAGAUGUUGAUUGCAUUAAAAAUUUUAGCUUCUUAAUGCUUAAUUUUUAUGCAAUUUAACUAUUAUUUUAGCCUUGUUUUAAAAUUUCAUAGCAAAAAUACUCCUAAAAUCAUAAUUGUCUCAUGUGUAGGAACAAAUGGAGAAAACAAAGAAAUUUGGUUAAAUUGGAUACAUUUUGGAAGAUUUUUAAUGCAAAAUAAUGUAAUUUGCCUGAACUAGUGUCAAUAUGCAACAUUGACACUUAGGAAGUUUUCUUGACUUUUCUUACUUUAUUUUUUAUUAUUUUUUCAUAGGUUUUUUUUUUUUAGUAAAAUGUGUAAUAAAAAUAUUCAUAGAAUGUUUGCAAUUUAUGCAAGAAAAAAAUGAAUGAAGCAAAGAAAAGUUGGUGAUGGGCAUUUGGUGUAUGGUGCUUGGAAGGAGCACUAAAAUUUCAAAGUGUUUCAAGCUGGUUCAAGAGCACCAAUUAAAGGGGCUGAUAUGGCACUUUCAAGAGCUUUGAUUGGUCAUUAAAUUGACUUAUUAGACCACCCAUUACAUGUCCAAAAAAAGCUAACAAAGUGUUGAAGGAAAAGCUAAACAACCAAGCACCAAGUGCAAAAGUAAAGAGAAAAAAAGUCUUUAGAAAAUCACCUCAUUGUAGAUCUUCUAAAGUGAUUUUUUAGGGCUUCAUUCACCACUCACACGCCUAUAAAUAGGAGUGAAGCUAGCCAUUUUAAAGAGACUUUAGCUUAGGAUUAUAUUUUU